GAAAAUGUUUGCGUCGGAAGAGGGUUGUCUGCACGAAAAAAUGCUUCAAAAAUACCAAGUUCAUGUCUGAAAGCAGGCGAAGAUAGCAUCAUUAUAACUUCUAGCGAUGAACAGUAAUGUCCCUGGGCCAAAAAAGAUGGCCAUUUGUCGCUACUGGGCGAAUAAUCGGACAUGUUUUUACGGCGACGAUUGCCAAUUUCUGCACAGCGAUCGGGUACCCAAUUUGACUACUGCCAUUUCUCCAGCUGUGAAAAAUCAAAUGAAACAAGGAAUUCCCGAUAGAUCGCCGAGAAGCAUUGGUAAUUCUGGACGAGCUCCUGAUCAGUUUUUUCCUUCUCCCUUCAACAAUCUCAAUCUUGUGGGUGAGAGCAACAUGCCUUUUCAGCCUGACCUACAACAUGGGAGUAUGAUGGCGAAGGAUCAAAACCAGUACUUAUUUCCAGGCAGCUCUGGUCCUGAUGGUUCAUUAGGUGAUGAGAUGGCAGGGUUAUCUUUAGCCUCCAUGAAUGAUAAAAGGGGGCCUAACCCAGGAGCACUUGAAUUCAUUCCUGGUAGCAAGAAUGUGUCUGGAGGAAGCAGUGAGUUCCUACCAGGUGUUAGUGAGUUCAUACCACGGUCCAAAUUAUCAUCAAAUACUAGUACCAGCAGUUCUGUCUUUUCACCUAUGGCAUCUAGUCAUCUUAGCACAGGUAGGGGGUAUCAAGAAUCCAUGUGGUCCAACUCUAUGUCGUCUGGACCAUCGCCAAUGCAUUCCCCAAAGCUCACACCGACUGGCUCACCCAUAAUGAUGCGGCAUAGGAACAGAUCACCUACUCCAGCAGCCUUGGAUCUCGGCUCUCCAGGAACGCCUGCACAGCCCCCGAUUGGUGGUAAGCAAGACCCCAUGGUUAGCAAUCAUAUUCAAGAAAACAUUGGUGGAACGACCUAUUUCUACACUCAAGAACAAAUGCAAGCUGCUCAACCCACUGGGGUGUACCCUUCUUUUCACGUAUAUCCGUCAGAACCACCGUCUGUUAGUUACAUGACACCUAAACCCAAUGCACCAUCAUUCUUUCUCAGUGAUGAGUUGAGAAUAGAUAUCAUCCAUAGACAUUUACAAACAAUGACUACAGUGGAUUUGGCUCAAUAUCCAGACUUGCCAACUGAAGUAGACAACUAUCAUACUCUAUGUCCAUUGGAACCUAUUCCUACCAGUCCGUUAGAGAAGUCCAGUACGUUUGGCUAUGUUACAUCUUGUUAUAAAGCUGUGAACAGUAAAGACGGCAAGACAUAUUGCCUCCGGAGAAUACAUGGUUUUCGUUUAGUGAACACCAAUUGUAUGGCAUUAGUUGAUAUGUGGAAGAAGAUUCAACAUUCCAAUAUAGUAACAUUGAGAGAAGUUUUCACUACCAAGGCCUUUGGAGAUCUGUCUCUAGUGUUUGCCCAUGACUUCCAUGCAGGAGCUGAAACCUUGAUGUCUAGACACUUCAGUAAUCCCAACAUGAUGGGUAAAGAUCACCAUGUGAAAAACAAAUAUAAACAAGGUAUCAAAAGUCUUCGACAACAUGCUGGCCUGUUACCGGAAAGUGUCAUCUGGACAUAUGUGGUGCAGUUAAGUUCAGCUUUAAGAACAAUCCAUGCAGCUGGUCUAGCUUGCCGUGUCAUGGACCCAACUAAAAUACUUCUGAUGAGUAAAUCACGGUUGCGAGUCAACUGUGUUGGUAUUUUUGAUGUUUUAACAUUUGAUAACAAUCAGUCCAAUCCACUGGCUAUGAUGCCUCAUUAUCAGCAAGAAGAUCUGGUAUCAUUGGGCAAAGUUGUUUUAGCACUUGCAUGUCACUCAGUACUUGGGAUACAGAGAGAAAAUAUCCAGGCUUCAAUGGAGUUAGUAGCUGUCAACUACUCAGAAGAUUUGAAAAAUCUGAUAUUGUAUUUGUUAACAAACCAAAACCGAUUACGGAGUGUCAACGACAUUAUGCCAAUGAUUGGUGCUCGUUUUUAUACUCAGCUGGAUGCUGCUCAGAUGAGAAGUGACGUAAUAGAGGAAGACUUGUCUAAAGAAGUUCAAAACGGCCGUCUAAUGAGGCUGCUGGCCAAGCUCAACACAAUAUGUGAAAGACCAGAGUUUUCAAUGGAUCCCACAUGGUCAGAAACUGGUGAUCGUUACUUAUUGAAGUUAUUCCGUGACCAUGUAUUCCAUCAAGUAUCAGAUACAGGUGCACCAUGGAUGGAUUUAGCUCACAUUGUCUACUGCCUUAACAAGCUUGAUGCCGGUGCACCAGAGAAAGUGUGCUUGAUGUCACGGGAUGAGCAGAAUGUUCUAGUGGUGUCUUACAGCGAUCUAAAAGUCUGUUUUGAAAACACAUUUUCUGAAAUCUUACAAGCCAACCAGAGUACACCGCACCACCCAACGCAACCGCAAGUACAAGCGCCGCCAACCACGUAAAUACACAAGACAAAUAACCCGCCUCUUGUGUUGGUCUGCUGCAUACUCAAAUCAAUUCAACGAUUUGUUUUUAUACUUCUCCAAUGAGAAAAAUAUGAACAAUUAUUACCAUUUGUGUAUUUUAAAAAACAAAAAUCUCUUUUUCUCUGGAGAUGUGAUUCUUUAUUCAAAAAGACUUAUUUAAAUUGUACUAUUUUUGGAAUAUUUUUGGUCUAUAAAAUUGUGAAUUUCUAUCUUUUAGAGCGCAAAACUGCCACCGAAAGAAUCAGUGAGGGGGUGAGGAAAAAAAA
Saccoglossus kowalevskii is the source of this 2715-nucleotide messenger RNA. RefSeq names its product PAN2-PAN3 deadenylation complex subunit Pan3-like. Gene Ontology annotation, molecular function: protein kinase activity; metal ion binding; ATP binding. Gene Ontology annotation, cellular component: PAN complex; P-body. NCBI's taxonomy places the organism in Eukaryota, Metazoa, Hemichordata, Enteropneusta, Harrimaniidae. The record is from RefSeq and is a predicted model, not a curated record. Gene Ontology annotation, biological process: protein phosphorylation; nuclear-transcribed mRNA poly(A) tail shortening; mRNA processing.